GCUGUUGCUGAGGCGGCCGUUGCUGAGGCGGCCGUGUGGCACGGCGGGGCGGCAGCCGGGCUGCUGUCGGAGGCUGAGGGCGGUGCGGGAGCCCCAGGACACCCCUACCCGCAAGGCAAGUGCCCCGGAGGAGGCAGAAUGGAGGUCCUGGAGGAGAAGGAAGAGGAGCACAGAGAAGAAGAAUUGCUGAAAGGUUUGGAGACCAGUGCUAAACUCCAGGAUGCAGAGACGAAGGUGUCUGGUGAGCAAGUCUGCAUCCCAAGUGAUGUAGCAAGUGAUUUUGACUGGAGCUCCAUUGACACAUCCCAGCUCCCAUCCUCAUACAAGACGAAUUCCCUGAAGGAAAAGAAGAUACUGCAGAUAGCUGACCAUUUCCUCAAGCAGUACACUCACCUUUACCCUGAACGCAACCCGCUCUUCCUCCACCCAGUCAACGAAGGUGGCGUGGAGAAGUUUGUGAGCACAACCAUAAGGCCAACGCUGGUGCCUUAUUUAGAGCUGUACAAUUGGGAUAGCUGUGCCAGCUUUGUCUCUGAUUACCUCACCAUGGAGCCCCUCAAGUCCCCUGUCACACCGCCCAGUUCGCUCUAUUCCCCAACCACCAUUCUGAAAUACCAGAGAGGGAACUGCUUUGACUUCAGUGUGCUGCUGUGCUCCCUGCUGAUCGGGGCUGGAUACGAUGCCUACUGCGUGCAUGGCUAUGCCACCCGAGAGAUGUGCACCCUGGACGAGACUCUGGAGGUGUGCCCACUGCUCAGGGAGCCACAGGAGGUACCAAAAGAAGAGAUGAAGAAGUCUAGCAAGUAUACAGUUAAGCCUCCUCUGGACCUGCAAUACCAGUCUGAGCUUCAGCAGGAGGCCCAGAAGAAGGCAGACACUGAAGCUGUUCAAAAGAGUGAGGAAAGAGAAGAGAAGGAAGUGGAAAAGCCUGAGCGUGACCCUUUGCAUGGCUUACGGGUGCAUGCGUGGGUUUUGGUCCUGUCUGGGAAUAGGGAUGUUCCCAAAACCUUCUUCAUCAACCCCUUCACAGGAAGGAGCCACAGCACCACAGAUGAGCACUUCCUUGGGAUUGAGAGUGUCUGGAAUGACACGAACUACUGGGUAAACAAGCAGGACUGCUGGAAUGGCUGCAAGGAUCUCAACUUUGACUUAAGUGAUGCUGUCCGCUGGGAAAUUAUGCUUUUGGAGAGCAACAAGCCUCUUCAGCUGUGCCCAGAUGCUGAGAAGGAAGAGGAUUUAUCUGACGGGGACAUUAAUGAUCUGCAGGAAAAGAAGAAGGUAUACAUGAGUUUUGACAUGCCAGUAUCGUGGGUAGCCUUAAUUCAAAUAUCUCCCAAGGAGUUAGAGACCCGCUAUUCCCAGGGAAGGAAGGUGAUCCUGUACAAGAAAGCAAAACUGGAGAAAUGGGCACCGAACCUGAAUGGAAAUGGGCUGAUGACACGCCUCACCAUCUACGCAGACCUAGACCGUACUGAAGUAGUGGAGGUGAGGGAGUGGUUCAAAAACCGAGAAGACAUGUUGGAUAUGAGAGUAGUGGAUAAACAAACACAGCUGACCACGGAUCACUUCAGCCGAGGACACCGCUUCCAUCUUAAAGCUCAUACCUAUACAUCCCUGGAACCAGAGACUGAGCAUACAAUGGAGUUUUACAAUAAGGCACGAGUUGAUGACCUCCAGAAACGUGUUGAAAAUGCUACUGAGAUGAUAGAAUACUUCGUGGGGCGGGAUGACUUCCUGCACAUCCGGCAUGCAGAGUUUGGCAAAAGAGAAGAAACACCUGGUGGCAUCGGAACUGCCACCAACUCCCGGCCCAUAGUGCAAAUAAAGGAGUGUUUCCACAGAAACCUAGAAAAGCCUGCUGAUGAAGAUGUAGCAGAACGCAUCUUUCUGAUCACAGAGCAAAAGAUCCAUCUGACAUAUCACAUCAAGGAUGAAUGCUUUACUGCCUCAACAAAGGAUUUAUUCAAAGCAGUAAGGGAUAGGAAAGCGAAGUCAAUGACCACAACCCCAAAAAUAUGUAUCUCAUACCAGGCAGGGUCUUCUGAGAAAGAGGAGAGGCUGCUCCAUGAGUACAAAUUGUUGCAGAAUCUAACCACUGAAGAGAAGAAGCUGAAGCGAAAAGUCCGGCAAUCUCAAGCAGAGGUGGUAGAUAUUUUGAAGAUCCGUAAGGAUGAAGAAAGGGCCAUUCAGUUGUCAGUUCCAGAGACAGAUGAAGAGAGAAGACGAGAGCCUGAAGCCAUGAAGAGAAAAGAGAAACAGGAUCUGGAUUACCUGGCACCUGUUCUUAUUCAGCUUGGCUACAAAGGGAAAAUGACCAAGGAGCAGGCCCUGCACGCCCGAGAUGAGUGCCUGGCUGCUUAUAAGGAUCGUCUCCUUAAUAAAAUUAAAAUCAUCCAGGCUCGCUAUGAAAAGGCGACGAAAGAGCUGCAAGAGAAGGAGCUGUGGUUUCAGAAAAACCAGAGUCGCCUCAGCGCAGAGGAGGAGGAGGACUACCGUACCUAUUGCUCUGAAGCCUUGUUUCGUAUCCACAUUACAGUGCAGAGGUUAAACAGCAACAAGCAGAUGGUGUUACAGAAAUACCUUGAUUUUGAAGAGAAGCUGCACAUGGAUCCUCGCCUGGCUGAGCACCUCGGUCAUGUCUGACUUCUUUACUCCUUUGCACCCGACACUGGAAAUCAGGGCUGAAGCCUGUUAGCUGCAGCCUGAAAAAAUGUGGAAAGUUUUAUCUACUUGCCUGCAGCAAAUCUUUCAUUAUCAUCACAUUUAUGGAGAUAUUAA
Messenger RNA from Cuculus canorus (common cuckoo), 2778 nucleotides. It is a transcript of the gene DRC7, whose product is annotated as dynein regulatory complex subunit 7. The record is from RefSeq and is a predicted model, not a curated record. The transcript has 18 exons. Gene Ontology annotation, biological process: flagellated sperm motility. NCBI's taxonomy places the organism in Eukaryota, Metazoa, Chordata, Aves, Cuculiformes, Cuculidae. Gene Ontology annotation, cellular component: motile cilium. Bases 139 to 2643 code for a protein of 834 amino acids.